ACCAUCGUGACUAUAAAACUUCAAACACCGCCUCUGACUUCCGGCCAGAUUUCUGAUACCACCCCCUAUACCCACCCACUUCAACAGUGAGAUCCUGCAGAUUCAACAUGGGCCGUCUUGAAGGAAAGAACGCUAUCGUCACCGGCGCCGCUGGCGGCAUCGGACUUGAGACGUCGAUUCUCUUUGCACGUGAGGGCGCCAACGUCCUCCUCUCGGACAUUUCCGGCCCAGCUCUGGAGAAGGCAGUAGCCAAGCUCCUCGAAGUCGUGCCCGGCGCGAAAGCGCUCAAGAUCGAGACCAAGAUCUGCGAUGUUUCCAAGGAAUCCGAUGUGGAAGCCAUAGUCGCCCACGUCGACUCCUGGGGCGGUCUGGACAUCAUCUUCAACAACGCCGGCAUAAUGCACGCCGACGACGACGAUGCUGUCAACACCCCGGAGAAAAUCUGGGACCUGACACAGGCCAUUAACGUCAAGGGUGUGUGGUUCGGCAGCAAGCACGCAGUCUUGAGCUUCCGCAAGCACGGAAAGACAAAGGCCAGCGUCAUCAACACUGCCAGUGUGGUCGGUCUUGUCGGCUCUGCGACACCUCAGUUGGCCUACACAGCUAGCAAGGGUGCCGUUCUGGCGCUGACGCGCGAGCUGGCUAUGGUGCACGCCAGGGAGGGCUACAGGUUCAACUCGCUCUGCCCUGCGCCGUUGAACACCCCCCUGCUCCAGGACUGGCUCGGUGACGACGCUGAGAAGCGCCACCGCCGCGAGGUCCACUUCCCCUCUGGCCGCUUCGGCGAGGCCAUUGAGCAGGCCCAGGCCGUUCUGUUCCUGGCCAGCGACGAGUCCAGCUUCGUCAACGGCACAGACUUUGUGGUCGACGGCGGAAUGACCAAGUGCUACACAACACCAACCGGACCCCCCACCGAGGCCCCCAAGAACAACGCCCGAUAGAGAAUCCCGGACCUUUGCGUGAGAUAUCGGAGCAUGGAGUUCAGUGUAUUGGGUCCCGGAAGGCUACUUCGUUCACUUCGAUGAUAAUGACUAGAACAUAGAAUACAAUCUUCAACUUACGAUUGUCAUGUACCGGUGAUAUCCUGCAAAUGAUUGGAGAUGAUCGUGGAGGAUUCGGAGUCGAUUUACAGUGAUGGUCAAGAUCACUGGGAAGACGGCCAUCUAUACGAUCUCGGCAAGUUACACGUGUCUAUCAUAUUUCCAGUAAUGUCAGACAGACCUACCCUCUCCUUGAAGCCUCAAGCACUGUACAGCUUGAGCGAGACCAACUACGUUGAAGCAAGAUAGGGCUCCAGUGCUGCCUAAUAUCACGAGGCAACCAGACUCAGUUGGGCUUGCGAAGCCACGCGUACUUGCGUGGCCUU
Boeremia exigua is the source of this 1366-nucleotide messenger RNA. RefSeq lists its product as uncharacterized. The transcript is spliced from 3 exons. Lineage: Eukaryota; Fungi; Ascomycota; Dothideomycetes; Pleosporales; Didymellaceae. The record is from RefSeq and is a predicted model, not a curated record. The coding region runs from base 108 to 941 and encodes 277 amino acids. Gene Ontology annotation, molecular function: oxidoreductase activity.